UAUUUAAGCACACAGAGGACUCUACACCGGUGUGUGAACAUCAGGAUGGAGCGGACCGGGCUGAUGAACAUCAUCUUUACAGCGUGUUUACUGUACGGAUCCGCAGAUGCACAAACUCAAGUAAAAGUACCUCUGCAGUACCUCUACACUGCAGUCACACCAGGAAUCUAUUUCCCAGAGUUCACUGCUGUAGGUCUGCUGGACGGAGAGCAGUUUAUGUCCUACAGCAGCAGCCACAGGACGCUGAUCCUGAAGGCCUGGAUAAAGAAGAUUGAGGGUGAAGUGUAUUGGCAGAGUGUGACAAAGGAACUGGAGAACAAUGAGGAUCAUUAUAAGAGCACAUUCACAAGAUUAAUGAAAGAACUGAAUCAUAGUAAAGGUGUUGAUACACUACAGAGGAUGUACGGCUGUGAGCAGAAUGGUGACGGCACCACUAGAGGAUACGAUCAUUACGCUUACGAUGGAGACGACUUCAUCAGUCUGAACCUGACAACAGAAACCUGGAGCGCAGCUAAUGCUAAAGCUCUGAACACCAAACACAAGUGGGAGUCUGAUAGUGUUUAUACCAAAUACUGGAAGAACUACCUGGAGAGCACGUGUACUGACAGUUUAAUGAAGUAUGGCAAAGAGACACUGAAGAGGAAAGUUCGUCCUGAGGUGUCAGUGUUUCAUAGACACUUGUCUCCUUCUCCAGAGGUGGUGUGUCACGCUACAGGUUUCUUCCCCAAACCACUAAAUAUCACCUGGCAAAAGGACGGAGAGGACGUGGGUGAGGACGUGGAGCUCAGAGAGACGUUACCCAACCAGGAUGGAAGCUUCCAGAAGAGAAGCAUUCUGAAAGUCCCAGCUGAGGAGCUGCAGAAACACACCUACACCUGCGUGGUUCAGCACAGCAGCUUGGAGAAGGAGUUAGUGCGAGAAGUACCAAAAGGUGGAAGAUCAGCUGGAGUAAGGAUUGCUAUCAUCACUCCUGUAGUCGCGGCUUUCGUUACCGUUGUUUCUGGAAUUGUGAUCUGGAAGAAGAAGAACUCUGGCUUCAGAGCUGUUCCACCUGGAUCCUCCUCUGAAGAAGAUUCUUCCUCCAACAACUCUUAAAGUGUGACUGGGUGUCUUCCUGCUGAACUGAGAGAGUUAAACAUGAUGUAGUUUACAGUUUAACAGUCUCAGCUCAGAGCUCAUGCUGUUUCUGUCUGUCCUUCUAGGAGAAAUGGAUCCUCUGCCAACAUCCUUUAUUGUGUUGCACUUUAUAAUUUAAUUUUAUUACUGUAUAUAGUGUAUAUAUUGUAUUAAAUGUUUUAUAUUUUAUUAAAAUUCUCUUUUUUGCCCAAGUCUUUUUUUC
Clarias gariepinus (North African catfish) is the source of this 1339-nucleotide messenger RNA. Its product is annotated as DLA class I histocompatibility antigen, A9/A9 alpha chain-like. Lineage: Eukaryota; Metazoa; Chordata; Actinopteri; Siluriformes; Clariidae. Gene Ontology annotation, biological process: immune response. Gene Ontology annotation, cellular component: external side of plasma membrane. The coding region runs from base 46 to 1095 and encodes 349 amino acids. The transcript is spliced from 7 exons. The record is from RefSeq and is a predicted model, not a curated record.